Molecule: messenger RNA, 1412 nt
Organism: Chenopodium quinoa (quinoa)
Lineage: Eukaryota; Viridiplantae; Streptophyta; Magnoliopsida; Caryophyllales; Amaranthaceae
Exons: 2
Coding region: 303-839 (178 amino acids)
Source: RefSeq, a predicted model, not a curated record
UUUCUGAUUGGUGGAUGUAUCCUAUAGAAAGGUACCUUGGAAAGUUAAAAUCAUAUGUUAAAAAUUGAUGUCGCCCGGAGGCUUCUAUAGCUGAAGGUUAUUUGGUUGUAGAGUGCUUGAUAUUCUGCUCUAGGUAUUUAAAUGCAAGUGUAAAGAAGCAAUCUAAGCGGUUUAACAAAAGUCAAGAGAAAAGUAACGAAAUUGAUGAAGAAUCACCUUUGUUCCCUAAUGCAGGUUAUCCUCUUGGGAGGAAAAAGAAAGGGAAAAAGAAAGGGAAGUCAUACACUCUUGAUUCAAACACAAUGACUCUAACACAUCGUUAUGUGUUGUUUAAUUGUGAAGAUGACCUAGUUGAGAAUUACAUCAAGGAACAUGAAGAGUUUGUAAAGAAGAAGCCUAGAGAUAGACGAAAAAGAAGGUGGAAAGAGGCACAAGAGCAUAGCAAUGAAUUCAAGGUUUGGUUUAGAGGAAAGGUCGAGGUGAAUAAUGUCCUAGAUCAUAUCAAGUGGCUAACCAAAGGUCCUUCUAGUGUUGCACAGAGCUACAUCGGAUAUUUUUGUAAUAGAUAUAAGUUCUACACAAGAGAUCAUGAUGAAAAGUGUAAAACGCAAAAUAGUGGAGUCUCUUUGACAGCUUUGAUUCCAAGCUUCGCGAGUAGCAAGGAUCACAAUCCCGUUCUUGGUGAUGUCACAUACUAUGGGAUUAUAAGGUCUAUAAUAGAGAUAGAUUAUUGGAGUGCUUUCAGUGUUGUGUUAUUCAAGUGUGAUUGGUUCCAUAUGGAAGUAGACGAUUAUGGACUCACUCGUGUUAACUUCAAGAAAUCGUGCUCUAAAAUAUGAUCCUUUUGUCUUGGCAUCACAAGUGCAUCAAGUGUUCUAUACUCAAGACGGCCUUGAAGAAGAUUGGUACUAUGUGAACCGAAAUUUGCCAAGAGACAAUUUUUAUGUCGAGGGGCAAUUUGAACAAACGUUUAUGAGUGAAGUUCGUGAACCCGCGGAGGAUGUAAUUUUUGCUAUAGGUCAUGUUGAACAUCAUAAUUGGUGCAGAGAAGCUGCUUAUGACAGAGUUGAGGUUCCUGUGAACAAUGAAAUAAUCGAGAAGAAAGUUCUGAUAUAGAUGACACAGAUUGGGAUUGGAUGGAACCAUCAAAGUGACAUGUCUGGAGAAUUUAAUUAGAAUUAUUAUUACAAUAGAUUUAAACCUAUUUUGUGGAUUUCACAAACUAUCAUUGUAGUGUUUUAUUUUUCUAUCUUAACUUCUUGUGUUAUUUUUUUGUUUUUAAGUUAGUGGUUAAAUAAAGUGUUAUGCAACAGAGAACCUCUAUGUUGCUAGUUGGUUUGAUUCGAGGUUUGAUAUUAUAGUGGCAGUUGAAUAUUCAAAGGGUCAUUCUUAUUUUCACCAGGACCCAAAUU